AUGACAACAAUCCUCCUUUUAGGCACCUGUGAUACAAAACUCGACGAACUACGUUUCGUCCGUGACAAAAUCCUCACCAACCCCAACAUCACUGGAACCAAAGUUAUCCUCCUCGACCUCGGCCGCUCCGCAACCACACACCCUGACAUCACCAUAACCCAUCAUGACCUACUUUCCUCCUCCGAUAGCAAUGUCGACGUAUCAAACCUCUCCCGCUCAGAAUACAUAAAGCAAAUACUCGCGCUCGCCACAACCACCGUCUCUAAUCUCUAUCAAUCCCAUUCCAUCCACGCCGCAAUCAGCAUAGGCGGAUCAUGCGGGACAUCGCUGGCAACGGGUAUAAUGCAGAAUGCGUUACCCGUGGGAUUUCCAAAAUUAAUGGUUUCGACGAUGGCAUCUGGUGAUGUGAAGUCGUAUGUCGAAGAGACUGAUAUCACGAUGAUGUAUAGCGUUGUUGAUAUUGCGGGGAGGAAUUGGGUUCUCGAGAGGAUUCUGGGAAAUGCGGCGGGUGCUAUUUCUGGUAUGGCUGCCUCUUAUCUCCAGAAUUAUACAGAUUGUGGUAAUGGAGGGAAGAAACGGAUUGGUAUUACUAUGUUUGGGGUUACGACUCCUUGCGUUGAUCGGGUUCGUGAAUACUUUGAUGAACAACACACGGGAAAAUACGAAAUCUACGUCUUCCAUGCUACUGGCGCAGGCGGGAAGGCUAUGGAGCGGCUCAUCGCCGAGUCCCAACUCGAUGCUAUCCUCGAUCUAACAACCACUGAGGUCGCAGAUGAGUUGGUUGGCGGUAUUCUAUCAGCUGGCCCAGGACGACUGUCCGCGGCUUCCGCGAAGGGCAUCCCGCAGGUGAUUAGCGUGGGAGCGUGUGAUAUGGUGAAUUUCGGGACGAAGGAGAGUGUUCCGACGCAAUUCGGAGAUGGGGGGAGGAGGUUGUAUGAGCAUAAUCCCAGUAUUACGUUGAUGAGAACGACGGAGGAGGAAUGUCGUGGGAUUGCAAGGUUUAUUGGGGAGAAGUUGCGUGGUGCAAAGAACCCGGAGAAGGUCCAGUUUGUUUUGCCCACUGGUGGUGUUAGUAUGUUGGAUAUGCCUGGGCAGGCAUUUCAUGAUACUGAAGCCGAUAAGGUGCUUUUUGACACGCUUGAGCAAGAGCUGGCUGGAACGUCGAUUGAGAUUCGACGAGAUGCCCGCGCCAUUAACGAUCCAGGGUUUGCUGUGGCAGUAGCAGAAUCGCUGCUCGAGCUGAUGCAGCUGCCUUAG
Messenger RNA from Aspergillus ruber CBS 135680, 1257 nucleotides. RefSeq names its product Tm-1-like ATP-binding domain-containing protein. The record is from RefSeq and is a predicted model, not a curated record. The transcript has a single exon. The coding region runs from base 1 to 1257 and encodes 418 amino acids. NCBI's taxonomy places the organism in Eukaryota, Fungi, Ascomycota, Eurotiomycetes, Eurotiales, Aspergillaceae.